AUGCUGAAAGUCACCAUGCCCUCCUCAUCCUCAUCCUCCUCGUCCUCCUCGUCUUCCUCGUCCUCCUCCUCCGGCUCCUCGGCAGCCGGCCGCCCCGGCUCCGCCGCACCCGAGUACUGGAUCGAUGGCUCCAACAAGGACACCCUGGCUCACUAUUUCGAGCUGGAGUCCGAGCUGGGACGUGGGGCUACAUCCAUUGUCUACAGAUGCAGGCAGAAAGGGACCCAGAAACCUUACGCCGUCAAAAUGUUGAAGAAGACAGUAGACAAGAAAAUUGUCCGCACAGAAAUUGGAGUUCUUCUCCGUCUUUCACAUCCAAACAUUAUAAAACUGAAGGAGAUAUUUGAGACCCCUACAGAAAUCAGUCUUGUUCUGGAACUGGUCACAGGUGGAGAACUAUUUGACAGGAUUGUGGAGAAAGGUUACUACAGUGAACGAGAUGCUGCUGAUGCUGUUAAACAAAUCCUGGAGGCUGUUGCUUACCUGCAUGCAAAUGGGAUUGUGCAUCGGGACUUGAAGCCAGAAAAUCUACUCUAUGCAACACCAGCUCCAGAUGCACCACUAAAAAUUGCUGACUUUGGACUUUCUAAGAUUGUGGAAGAUCAGGUGACCAUGAAGACAGUUUGUGGAACUCCGGGGUACUGUGCACCAGAGAUACUGCGGGGAUGUGCCUAUGGCCCUGAGGUGGACAUGUGGUCCCUGGGAAUUAUCACCUACAUCCUACUUUGUGGCUUUGAACCAUUUUAUGAUGAAAGGGGAGAUCAAUACAUGUUUAAGAGAAUCCUGAACUGUGAAUAUGACUUUGUGUCCCCCUGGUGGGAUGAUGUGUCUCUGAAUGCCAAGGAUUUAGUUAAAAAGUUGAUUGUUUUAGACCCCAAGAAACGCCUCACCACUCUACAGGCUUUGCAGCACCCAUGGGUUACAGGGAAGGCAGCAAACUUUGCACACAUGGACAACGCACAAAAGAAACUUCAAGAAUUCAAUGCCCGGCGUAAACUUAAGGCUGCAGUAAAAGCUGUUGUGGCAUCUACACGCCUUGGCAGCGCCAGCAGUCACAGUGCACAGGACAGCAACAAGCCCAACCACAACCCAUCGCCUGUCCUCGGUGGCAAACCAGAAGAGAAACUCACUCAGGAAGCAGAAGCAGCUCCAGAGGAAAUGUCUUAGGUUGAUGUGCUUCCUUGUUUCAACAGAGAUCUGUCAUUUCACACACCAGCUAAUUUGUCAUUCAGCAAGGGAGAUUCGUAAGCUUGGCCUCUCUUGUUCUGCUUUAGGGUGCCAAAUGCUCUGGUUGGUGAUCCUACCUUCAAUGCAUGUGACUGCUUAUGAAAAUAGUAAACUGUUCCAUAAGGCAUGUCAUGGAAACAGUGUAAUUUGCAGUAAUACCGGCAGGUGAAAAUAUGGGGAUGAAUAACUACCUACCAUAACGUGUAUACUUCAUAUACAUCUAUUUAGUGUUUCUAGAUGGCAUUUGAAACAAAAUGCUGUUUCAUUUAAUUUUAUGCAAGUAGUUGUCUUAUCUGUGUUGUGAGUUUAUUUAGACUGUUUCUUUCCAGAUCCAUAGUCCUUGAGCAGACAAAAUGGAAGGAAAUACCAAACGAAUGCUUUUAAAACUGAUGUAUGAAAUAAUGCUUUUUAUCUGUAAAAUUGAAAAAGUAUUUGGGGAUUUACAUGCAAAAAAACACAUUCCACUACUUCUGGGAAGAGAUUGAAAUGUUAGUUCCACUGGGCGUGAAAAUGUACAUUGCUCGAGCUUGCAUUGAGAAUGCCUUAUUCAGAUUUUUCCUGUUUAUAUACAAUAUUUUAAUAACAACCAAAAUUACUCAGAUUUCUGCCAUUUAAUUGUGUAGUAAAGUGUUAGUGAAACAAAACAAUAGACUAAACAAGGAUUAGAGUAAAUGCAAACUUUUGACAUACCAUUAUAUUUAUUAAUUAAUUUCUAAACUGUGCAGCUAGAAGACUUUUUAUAGAGCCUGAGGGAGUAAUCUGCAAUUAAAUAAGUUGUAAAUGCUUAAAGGAAGCUAUUGUACAGCUUACUGAUUUUACUUUGGGGAAAUACUCUUUAUACAAGAUCUUGGAGCAAGUAGUAUAAUCUCAUUGGUUCCUGGGUGGUUUAACCUCAUGAGUAACCAGUUUCCAUUUGUCAGCAUAAUCAGUCCAUAUUUUCCUUACAAAGGACUCCUGCUCCAUGUAAAGUGAUCCUCCAGCACAGAUCUUGCAUCCACCCCGAGUUCCUGUGUCUUAAGUUAUUAGCUAUGUGCUUCGAUCAGCUUGCAAAAGUAGGGUCAGGCUCUUGAGCUGUCUUGAUGUUUUUGUUGAAUGUCAUUGAAAGAAAUGGAAAAAUUAACAUGCAUCAGGAUGUGUGAUCAUUUAUAGCUGUUAUCAAUUAAACAUCAUAGACUGUCAUCAGGUUAUGUUACAGAAACAGCAAAAAGAAUCUGAUGUACAACAAUAACAUUUGUGCUCAUUAAACUUUUUAAUACCGAUAGUUACCUAACAUCCUAAUACACUCAACAUUUCUCCUUUGCUUUCAUGGUUUUUAUGUUGAUGUUAGGCCUUGCGCAACUUGUUUUGGAAAAAUAUACUGAAAAACCAACAAUUCAGUAAAACAGUCAGAGGCUAUAUUUCCUGAUUAGAUUAAAAGGUAAUGCAGUGUUAUUCAGAUGGUAGGUUUGAUAAAUAAAAUGUGCUCUAGAUUAAUAAAUAAAGGAAGAUUAAAGAUACUGUCAUCACUAGGUGAGAAGGCAUGCUAAUGAAUGUAUUAUACUUGAGAUUUUUUAUCCACUUCUUAGAACUCUUAAUAGUUGUACAAAAAGGUUUGCUAACUAAGCAGCAUUGCAAUUUAAAGUACAUGUAUUCAUCCUUUUUUCAAGUGGCACACUUUGAGGUCAGCUGAAAUAGCUGAUGGGUUCAUGACAGCUGUGUAAGGCCAACAAGACACUUUUGCAGAUUUUUCCCAGUAAGUAAGACUAAUUACUCUGGAGAAGAUGAUAGGUACAUUCACCUGUCUUACUUCCAGUGAGGUGACUGCAGCACAAAUGCAUUUCUCACCCACUUUAUUCAUCCCUCUGGUACUGUGGUGAAGCCAUCAAAGUUUGGUCCCUAGGGAGGUUUGAUGGGAGAUGCUGGAUUUCUGUAAUGUUUUCAUAUAGUUGCAUCUAAUCUGCAGGAGUGUAGCUUGCUGCAAAGUCAUUGUGCAACUAUGAGAGCAGAAAUAUCUUCAUGUGAUGGUUUGAUAAGCUGAAAAGUAGUCCCAGCUGACUCUUAAAGUUACUGUUUUGCUAAAUUAUACCAUAUCAUAUAGUAACUGUGAACUGAGGUCAUGCAACAGGAGACCUCUCUGUGAUAGCAUGAUCUCAGAGGCAGCUCUGAGGCAGUACAUAAAGGCUCUGGGGCUUCAGUUGUUUUUACUUCAUUUCCUUCUGUUAUGCUCUACAUGAAACAGGAUGGAUGCCUGUGCUGAAUGGAUUACCAGUUUCUGACUCAGUAAAGCAGUGUGCCUUGCUGAUGUUUGACAGCACCACACACAAGGAAGAGGAGGACCAGGGUGUAUGUAUGCAGUGGAAGAGAGAAGUGUUACCUGCAUUCAUUUUGUCUGAAAAAUCACCUCCCAGCAGUAUCUGCCAUAAUUCAGACUGGGGAGUGCAACACCAGUGUCUUACUGUGGCUGAAAAAUAUGAACACACUUGAAAACUACUGGAGAUGGACCAGUUACACCUCUGUGGUUAUAAACUAGGUAGAAAGUCACUGAUGCUCUUUUCUGUUGAAAUCCUAAACUUCAAUUUUUAAAAAUAUUUAACAUAUUAACCAAGUCCUUUAAGUACAAAAAGGGAAAUCUUUCUUCCUUUUUGAAGUAUUUGAAUUGAGCAAAACUUUCCUUUUUAUAACAGAUUGUAGCACUGGCCAAUUAAAGUCUAAUAUCUGAGAGCUUGGCUGAGGAUCUGAUGGCUGUUAAAUAGCCAACAAAGUCCUGCCUUUGCAGCACAAGAUUUUUCACAAGUUUAGAAAGAUUCAUCCCAAAAUAGAACAGAGCUCCAGUAAUCUUGAACAGUCUUGCUUGCAACUUUGUGGAUGAUACAGUAGACCACACUGCAUGAGCCUGGUGCUGGUUUGUUAGCUUAAGAUUGUACUUUACAUUGUGCAAGUAUGCUGUAAAGAGGCAGGCACACCAUAAUCAAACUUUUGAAUGCAAAAGAGCACCAAGGUAAAAGUUUUAGUUAGAGCCUGUGGUUCAGAAGAAGGGUACUAAGGACUCUGUCUCCAGAAGCAAGAAGGCUGUUGGGCAUACAGAGUGACAAAAACUGCCCAGAGUCCCCUUUGCCUCAGUGAAUAAUGCAAAGAGUUCUGAAAAGCUGUGUAAUACUAGAGCAGGACAAAAGUGGCAACCAAAAAGUUUUUUGAAGAGACCCAGGUCAGCAGGGAGCCCCAGGCUGGGAGGAUUGCUCUGGCUUACUGGCAGCCAGGCUCAAUACUUGACAAAUAAAGUGUGUUCUACAACUCUCACUGUAAGCACAGACACAAAAGGCAGCCAUGGGGGAAUGAGGACAACACCACAUUUUCUUCAGCCCAGCAACGGGGAAAGGGAAGACGGUGCUGGGAGUAGUUAAUGUCCAGCUUAGCAGAAGGACAGCACUGUCUGCUAAGCAGUAAAUGCAGUUGGACUCUGGAAGAUAAAGACUCAUUUCCAUGUAACAAAGUCCUUCACCUCCUGUACCCCUGCUGGAGCACACUGAUAUGCAUAGCACCCCAGGUCUCUGGGGUUUUAGGAGUGGCAUAUGAAGGUGUAGGGUGAUCUUUGCAUGGUGUUCUGCACAUUGCCUCCUUACAGAAUGACAGGCACAAGCCUCAGCACAGUGCCUUGACCCCAGGCUUGUGCAGGGGCUGGCUGUUAUUCCCAGUGAAGAACUCAGUUUUGUGUGGCUGAAUCUGCCUUGUUGUUGCUGAGCCUAUGAAUGCAUAGCUCAUGUAGGCAUGGCAUUCAUGUAACAAAAAAUAUCAGGCUGACCAAUCAAGAUGCACAGUUACACCUAGAGCACAGUGGCAGGGAUGCAUGCAAGUCCUGGGGAUACAAAAGGUGAACAAAUGUCCAUUCUUCCAUUUCAGAAUAACUUCAGGUAGAACAUAAAACCACAAUAGUGAGAGCUUAUUCUUCUUUUGUAUAAAGAAUCUAACUCCUCUGGUAAGCCCCUGCACAAUACCAUGUUUCAUUGAACAAAAAACGUCAGAUGUGUUGCAAAAUAAGAAGAAAACAGCAAGGAAUGAAAAGGAAGAAAAUAGGAAUAAAAUAUUUACCUAUAGGUAUAAAAUAUUUACCUAGGCACAGAGCUCCUGGAGCAGGGCCAGCAGAAGGCUACAAAGAUGAUGAGAAGACAGAAGUAUCUAUGAGAAAAAGCUGAGAGAGCUUGGGCCUGCUCAGCCUUGAGAACAGACAGCUGAGAGGGGACUUCAUCAAUGUAUUCAAGCAUCUGAAGGGAGGGUGUCAAGAAGCUGGGUCCAGACUCUUCUCAUUGGUGCCAAGCAAUAGGACAAGUGACAAUAGGCAGAAACUGAUGCACAAGAAAAUCCGGAAUAUGAGAACUUUACUUUGCUGGUGACUAAACACUGGAAGAGGUUGCCUGGAGGGUGUGGCGUCUUCCUUCCUCAAAUUACUUUUGAACCAUAUGGAUGCAAUCCUGUGCAAUGUGCUUUAGGAAACCUGGCUUGAGCAGGGAGGUUGGACUAGAUGACCACACCAAUGGGCCCUUCCAACCUCACUCAUUCUGUGAUUCUGUGAUUCUACGAUCUUAGUUUCAGAACAUGUCUAAGCUUUUACUAGCAAGACUCUAGAUUCUCCACAUAAGCAAAAUUUUCUUUAUAUCUCAGAGGCUAAACUUCUGGCCAGAGUACUUCACUGAAGAUUGCUGGUGAGUCAGUGAACAGCAUCCUUUGGAGUAUGAAUCCUCUAAACAAUAUAAGGACAGAACAAUGUACAUGCAUAUAACUAGAAGUCCAGUAAACACACACAAGUAAAAUCUGCAUUACGUCUUCUUCUACCCUCCCAAGUGAAACAGAGAAUAUAAAUGCAGUCAUGAACUUAGUCAUUAUUGGAAGGCAUUCAAAUAUUGUGGGAAUAGGCAUAGUAUGGAAGCUGAAAUACAAUGGAAUAGUCGAAGUGGCUCAAUUCUGAAUUUAGCAGAUUAAAAUAUGAAUAUGUACCUGCACAUACAAAUAUAUAAAUUCACUAAAAGAGAUUGCUGAACAAUCUGUAAAAGCCAUGUCUCUAUUAACAGUUGCAGCACUUUUUAAGUCAUCUUUUGUCCUUUGCCAGCACUACUCAGCUGGAACUGAAACCAUAAUGAUUAAAAGUCUUGUAUACAUGGAUCACUGCUGAAUGAAAUUCAGAGUAACAGAUAUCAGGGAAUGAAAGAUAAUGGUACAGAGUUUUGCAAGCUCUGGCUUCUGCCAAGGCACAGUUGAGAAAAAGAUUACUUCAGUGCCCUUGUCCUUCUGUAUGGUCAGUACUUGGGCUGAAGUGUGGCCACCUGAGAAAUUGCAGCAUUUCAGAGAGUUGUAUGACAAUACACAAAGAGCAAAACUUAAAGGAAUCUUAUUUUUUCCAUUUGAAACUCUGGCCUCAAGAACAAGUGUUAACAUGCAUUCAUGGCCAAAUGGCUUCCUGUUAUUCUUCCCUUUUGUGCCUCCUCUUUUUUUCCUGGCCCUGGAUCCCAUGGGGCACCCAGAAAGAGCUGUCAGCUGCCAGUCAAAGGGUAAAGAGCCAUCUGACACUUGCAGAUUUCAGCUUUUCUGCCCUGACAAAUCUGCUGUUGCCUUUGGGUCUGUCAGAUGUUUCACUCCUGCUCUUGUGCUCCCCGAGAGUCUGAGUUUACAUAUAUCACCGAGGUAUAUGUAUAUCUCUGUAUAUAUGUAUAUCUCUGUGAGUUGCCCCUGAUGUGGUUUGUCAUUGCCAGUUAGUAGCCAGGGAGAAGUGUUUUUAUUUUCCCUCCCCAUUUCCUAGAUUCAUGAUGUUUGCUGGCACCUUUAGUUUCCUUUCUCAAGAGCCUACACGUGGCUGACAGAAAUAUCUCAGUGAUGUACAAGAAAUGCUAGACAGAAACAGAAAAUAAUUUGGCUUCUUGGGUUAGUUUACCAACAGAAAGGGAAGGCACCUGGGCUGCUGUAGAAGCUGUUAGUAUUUGGAAUGAGGGGUUCAGAGCAAAGUGGCACAAGAAUAGCACCAUGCCAUGUUCUGCUCCUCAGCACCAGGAAGAUCCUUUGUCAAUAGCACCUUUUUCCUCCUGUAGAAAAGACUUUUAGGUCAAUCAAAAGAAACACAUCAGGUUUAGGAACUCUGAAAAAUAUCAUGCGUGCCAUGACCAGUGAUCUUAAUAUCAAUUACUUAAUACCAAUUGAUAUACUUAGUAUCAUAUUUUAUGCAGCAUUGCCAUUUAAAGUGUUGGCAAAAGAAAGUAUGAAGUCAGUUCAGAACACUUGGUCCCAUUUCUUGCCUGAGCUGUAAAUAAUGAUCUGCUUUGUAAUACAAAAGUCUGUGAAGCCAAUCAUUGCACACACAGGGGAAGUCUAUCAAAGAGAAAAAAGACUGUAAUUCUUAUCCAUGUUUUGGGUGGAUCUAGGAUGGCUCUUCUAACUGAAACUACUAUGUCAAAUGACUUGAACUGGUAAACCCAAAAGCUAAGGGUAAGCCAUUAGAUGUGAUUUCCAGCUGCAAAUGGCAUGUGAUCUGUCCCAGAGACGGUAUGCCCUAAUAGCCACAGAGUCAUAUUUAUUCAUCCACAGGACUGUGCAUAGGGGUUUGCAUCUUCAUAUCAGUCCUCAGAUCCCAAGCAUAAUGGUGUUACCUACAGAUGCUGACUUUACAUGAAGGAGCACAACGUCACCAAAUCCCUAACACUGAACAGUAAAUGCCGACAACAAAAAUGCCAGAGAACUUUGCUACAGAACACACCCAAGAGAGCUCCUCCUUAGCUUUGUGUCAAUAAGGAACAAAGUGAAAAGUGUCUCUUAAGUGUUUCUUCCAAGGUCUCAGGUUCCUUGAUUUCUGUUAUUUUUCAGACUUCCCCACCAGACGUUUACAAAAGUAUUGAAACGUAUUCAGUGGCAGCCUUUUCCAAAUGGAUAAUCCUCACCACAGACUCGACUUUUCAUUUGUCAGACAUCAAAGUUUCAUUGUUUGUACUAGUAAUAUGGCACCCAGUCUCUUCCUCAGCUUAUUAUGGGGCCUGAAGUAGUCUUUUAUAGAGAAGUUCGUCAAGAAACAUUUCACGAUAUUAAGCAAAUGGACUGUAUGUAUAUUUAGAAUAAAAAUAUCUUUGAAGGAUUUCCCGAACCCCUGCUGCAGCAGUUUACUCCCUGAGAAGUAUUUUCCUUGGGAAUGACAGUGAUCCAUGGGACCCUCCAAAGCAUCCAAGCUGGUGCCACCACCAACUUAGUGCCCUCAGUGUAGUGGUAGUGCCUUGUUUGCUCUGCUCAAGUCCUUACCGUUGUGGCUACUGGGAAACAGUAAUUACAAACUAAGAGAUUUUUAAUAAAAGUAAUUAGAAACAAAAAUAUUUGAAACAACUAGGUACUGAGAGCUAACCCAAGCUGUGGUUUUGUGCCGUUAUGCACAACAGAAACCUCUUCCCUGUUCAUGCCACAUCCUCCUGAGAUGUCAUGCUAAUGCUUCUGAUUAAAUAGCAGAAAUUUCAUUUAAUGUUCCAUAAGGGAACAUUGUUCUGGGCUUUGGUUGGGAAAUUUUUUGUUAUUUCUUUUUUUUCAGAAUACAGAGUGUUGAAAGGCCUAUGCUCGUGAGAAAAUUACCUCUGAAAUGAUUAGAUGCUCAGGGAGAAGGAAAGAUGGAGAGAUGGAGAUGAACCGUAGUCAUAGAACCAUAGAAUCAUUCAAGUUGGAAAAUACCUUUAAGAUCAUUGAGUCCAACUGUUAACCCAGCACUGCCAAGUCCACCACUAAUGGGAUGGUCUUGCAAAACAGCAAUGGUGGCUGGUCCAGCUUGUGAGGGAGUGGGAGGAGGUGAAGAAUCAUUGUGGGGAGCAGUUUGUUAGUCUCAAGGAGCUAAACCACCAUGCCCUUGCAAUCUCAUGAAGUACUGAACAGAAACUGGCUGGCUGCUCCACACCCACAGUAAGGAGCUCACCAGCUUAAGCUGGUUUUAAUCUGAAGAAAUGUGAUAUGCUAAGGGCUUGUGUCUGCCUUGGCCUUUGUUUGGAGGCUUCUGGUGGCUCCUGGCUGGGUGAGGACCAGACCAUAAGUGCGGAAUUUUGUGAUUCUAUUAAUUCAAGAAUAGUAUAUGCUGCAUGGUUAGAGUAUGUGCUGAUGCUUCCAAGACAAACAGACAAAUGGUGCUAUUGACUAGUAACACAAAGUAUUUUAUAAGCCUGUUACAGAAGCUCAUUGAUCUCAGAGCAAUGGUGGCUGGAUUCUUAUUAAUAACAAUGAAAAAUGUUAUAUAUAUAUGUGUAUAUAUAUAUUAGACUUUCUCAAAUUAGCUCCAUGUCCUAUGUGCCUGUGUCCUUCUUUUACUGCUUAGUUGUGUGAGAAAUCCUGCACUGUCAAUGCUGUUUGCUUCUAUUAGCAAAGAUGUUAGCAACUAGAUAGACGUUUAUGGAUUGCUUGUUUAACUGUACACUUUUACUUCUGACUAAAAGCCUGUUUGUGUAGUAACUUAUCUGAUACUGUGCAAAUGAACCAGAGAGAAUUUUGAACCAGAAAAAAAAAAUCGACUGUUUUGUUAUUUCAGUGUAUUGUGUGGGACCAAUGUACCUGCCUGUGUGCUUGCAUGGGAAUGCUGAUAAGACAUGAGAAUAUGCUUUGAUGGUGGGACAUCAGUUUUUAGUAAGUGGCUUGCAUGACUGAUCUGAUGCUAAAUAAACUAGUAAAUCUAGAAA
Myiozetetes cayanensis is the source of this 9881-nucleotide messenger RNA. It is a transcript of the gene CAMK4, whose product is annotated as calcium/calmodulin dependent protein kinase IV. Gene Ontology annotation, biological process: protein phosphorylation. The coding region runs from base 1 to 1167 and encodes 388 amino acids. The transcript has 11 exons. Gene Ontology annotation, molecular function: calcium/calmodulin-dependent protein kinase activity; calmodulin binding; ATP binding. The record is from RefSeq and is a predicted model, not a curated record. Lineage: Eukaryota; Metazoa; Chordata; Aves; Passeriformes; Tyrannidae.